This is a messenger RNA of Fomitopsis serialis, 2316 nucleotides long. Its product is annotated as P-loop containing nucleoside triphosphate hydrolase protein. Gene Ontology annotation, cellular component: cytoplasm. Lineage: Eukaryota; Fungi; Basidiomycota; Agaricomycetes; Polyporales; Fomitopsidaceae. The transcript has 24 exons. The record is from RefSeq and is a predicted model, not a curated record. Bases 1 to 2316 code for a protein of 771 amino acids. Gene Ontology annotation, molecular function: ATP-dependent chromatin remodeler activity; ATP binding.
AUGGAGAAGCUCGGACUACGCAACAACCGAGACUUGCUUCCAGGUAUGGAGGUGCGCUUGCUCCCGCACCAGAUCUUGGGAGUGGCUUGGAUGGUGCAUCAAGAGCGUGUAGGCCCGCAUAAGGGGGGCAUCUUGGCCGACGAGAUGGGUCUCGGCAAGACUGUGCAGAUGAUCGCGACCAUGGCCAUCAACCUUCCGGAACCCGAGGAGAGCCACCGCACAACACUGAUUGUUGUACCCGCAGCACUACUACUGCAGUGGAAAGACGAACUCCAAACGAAGACGAACGGCAUGUUCUCGGUACACAUACAUCACGGCAGGGACAAGCUGAAGAGCACCUCCGCGCUCUCGAAGAAAGACGUCAUUAUCACCACGUACCAAACCCUCUGCCAAGACUUCGCGAUCCCAUCCGACAUUGAGAGUGAAGACGAGAUGGAUUAUCUGCUGGACAACGGAGGCUUGAUGUCGCGAAUGAAGUGGUAUCGGGUAAUCCUUGACGAGUCGCAGUUCGUCCGCAAUAGACGAACAAGGUCGAGCAAGGCAGUGGCUAUGCUCCGCGCCAAAUACAGGUGGUGCCUCACCGGCACUCCGGUCACAAAUUCAUUGGCCGAUCUAUACGGUUUCCUUCGCUUCGGACGAUUUCGUCCUUGGAACGACUGGCAAGAUUUCGAUGCGUACGUCGCCAAGGUGCAACUCGAAGACGCGCCGCUUGCUGGAGAGCCGUUGUUGCAGCUCCCUGAGAAACAUGUCGAUCUCGAGUUCCUGGAGUUUUCAGAUGAAGAGAGACAGAUAUAUGACUCCUUUGAGAAGCGUGCGCAGAUGCAAAUCAACCGGUAUAUCAGAGAUAACACACUUGUUAAGAAGUACGUAAUCGAGCUCGUCAUGAUCCUUCGUCUCAGGCAGCUAUCUUGUCAUCCUCAUCUCAUCCUCGAUCAAGCGCGAGGGUUCGAAGAUCCGACUAUGCUUGUUGCCGGCGAAGCUGAGAAAGAGGUCGGGCGGGCCCACAAGCUCAUGGGCGCCGAGUGGGUUACUCAGCUAGACUUCUCAGACGAUAUGGAGCAAGAUGAGGAAGCGACUUGCCCCAAGUGCGGAGACCUCUUCAUGGAGGGUAGCGGCAGAUUGCUUGCUUGCAGCCAUGAAAUCUGCAACGACUGUCUCUUGGUCCUACGCACCGAGCCCAUAGAAGUGAAUGGGGAAUUUGGCAACGGCGACGAAAAAGAGAACCUACGUAUAGAGAAGGACUUCGAAGCGGCCGCUGACAAGGGCUUGCGUCCUUGCCCCACUUGUAAGAAGAUGCAGAACCUCACUCCCGCGCACGUGUUCCUGUCGCAGGCCUUCGAGCCUUCUCGCGACGAUGUACGCUCCGCGCUUCGCCGCUCUCAGGCCGCGCGCAAACCCGCUGCAAAACCGAGCGUUGCAAAGAAGGAACCUAUUAGCGUUGACAGUGACAUAGAGAUGAGUUCCAGCUCGGACGAAGAUAUGCCGGACCUCUCGGAGUUGCUCGCCGGUGUUACAUCUUCGUCGCAGUCUAGUUCGGAGAAGAAGCCGAAGGAGACCAAGACCAAGGUCAAGGUCAAGGGCAGGACGGUUGUGUCAGACGAAGAGGAUUCGUCCGUGGACGAGGAUAAUGACCUACACCGUGCCAUGAACGACAUCCGGGGCAAGCGACAGACACAGGUCAAGAAGGCCAAGGCUUCCUCUGAUGAUAGCGACAAUGCCGGCCCGCGCGCGGUGCCGGAGCGGGGCGGCGACAACAUGGAGCCCAGCACGAAGAUGAUGGCCUUGAUUGGCUACCUGCACGAGUGGGAGGUGACCGGCGACAAGACGAUCGUCUUCUCCCAAUGGACGUCGAUGCUCGACCUGAUCGAGACACUGUUCAGCCGAUAUGGCAUACGCAGCCUGCGCUAUGAUGGACGGAUGUCGCGCGAGGCGCGAGAGAUGGUCCUGGCUGAGUUUAGGCAGCAGGGUGGCCCGAAAGUCAUACUCAUCAGCACGAAGUGCGGUGGCGUGGGCCUCAAUCUAGUGUCUGCGAAUCGCAUCAUCAACAUGGACCUUUCGUGGAACUACGCGUCGGAGUCUCAGGCGUACGACCGUGUGCACCGUCUUGGCCAGGAGAAGGAGGUGUUCGUCAAGCGACUUGUCGUCAAGAAUACCAUUGAGGAGCGGAUGCUGAAAUUGCAGGAUACCAAGACUGGUGCGAAGCGGGUCAAACUGCACAAGCUCAGUGUGAAGGAGCUUAGAGACGUACGUUCAUCCACCCCAGUCGUUGAUCCGCGAUCAUGCACUUACCUACUUGUCCCCAGCUGUUCGGCAUGA